UGCGAGAGACAAUAGAGAGUCCAGUCUAGAGGCCGAGCGGCGUGCCGACGGGCGUCAACGGCGCGCGUACCAAACCCCAACCAACCGACUUCUCGCCGCUCUCCUGCCCGCCCGCGCAUCCCCACGUGGUGUGCGCGCCCCGCUGAAUGAAAGACGCGGGCAUCGGCAGGCGGCGCACCUCGUCCGCAUACCACGCGGCUGGGGGCGGCCGACCCAGCCUAGGCGCGGGAGGCGUAAACAACGCAACAUUGAGCAGCAGCAACAGUUACAGCAGCAGCUAUAGCAGCAGUAGCAGCAAUUGCAAUAGCAGUGACGCCGCGUUAGCCGCUACAGGGACUGACCGGCGCCUCGUGCCCCCGUCGUCGUCACCCGCCGUGGGUUUCAUUUCCGCUCUCGGCUCGCUGCUCCGCUUCCCCCGGCCCCGGUGCCCGCGCCCGCGUUUCCAGCUCUGCGCGCUGUUCCUCUGCGCCGCGCUACUGCUCUGCGCCGCGUGGCUGCACCCCGCGCUGCACGCCGCGCUCCCCAGCAUCAAAACGCGCGGGCCCGACCGUCUAAACGCCGAUGGCGCCGGCGACGACGGGGAGAGCGGUAGCAGCAGCAGCAGCAGCAGCAGCAGCAGCAGCAGCAGCAGCAGUGGCGGCACGGGCGCGCAGGAGAGGUAUUUCACGAUUAACUACGGGCUGUUCGGGCGGCGGCGCAUUCCGCACCGCGUGAUGCGGUUCCGCGUGGCGUACAUCCCGCUGCCGGACGUGGGCGAGGAGGGCGGCGCGGCGGGCAUGGGGCUCAUGUACGAGCGGGGCAAGGCGUGGCUGCUCGCCAACUCCUCGCAGAUCCUCUCCCGCUUUAAGAACCCCGCCGCCGCCGCCGCGGGCGCGGGGAAGGGCGCGGGGGGGGCGGACGGGGGCGCGGGCGGGAACGGCACGGCGGUUGGAGGGGGCGCGGGGGGGAAUUCGAGCGCGGUGGCGUGCCUGCUGUGCGGGCGGAUCGGGUGGGGCGAGUGCCAGAACGACACGUGCGUCUGCCCCGCCUUCUACAGCGGCUCCCAAUGCCUCAAGGAGCACGACCUGUCAUCGUUCCCGGGGCUGGGCGGCCUGUCGGCGCAGUACGUGGGCGACGUGGUGGUGAACCGGCACAACAUGGAGGGGCACCGCUGGCUGCUGGGCUUCGCCACCGAUGCCACGCUCAGACAAGUGGCGCAGGAUGAGGGCCAGGCGGACCCGGGCGCAGGGCCGGGGGCGGGGAAACUCGAGGGGGGCGCAGGAGGGGGGGCUGGGGGGGGGCGGAUGGUGGAUAACGAGCUGCUGGACGUGCUGCCCUUGACGGACGUGCUGCCGGCGGGUCGGUCGUUCAACUCGUGUGCGGUGGUGGGGGGCAGCGGCGUGCUGCUGCAGCUGGAGGCGGGCCGCGAGAUCGACAGCCACUCCGCCGUGCUGCGCUGCAACCGCGCCCGCACCCGAGGCUUUGAGGAGCAGGUGGGGCGGCGAACCAACUUCCGAGUCACGGACUUCUACAACUGGGGCUUCCAGGAGCGCGAUGAGAAGGUGCUGGUGCCCAUUGUGUCGCGCAACACGGCACAGGGACUCAUCACGGCACGCAAGCGGUCCUACACGGUGCAGACGUACCCCAUCCACCACGCCUUCAUGCAGUACGUGACGAGGAAUGCCGGCCACGCUCCCACGGCGGGCUUCAUAGCUGUGUUCAUAGCGCUGCAGCGCUGCCAGCACGUCACACUUUACGGCUUCACUUCGGCGCCGCACUACCCAGCGCCGUACCACUACUACGACCCGUGCCAUCGCAGCAGCAAGGCAUGGCGGGAGCAGCGGGAGCGUGCGACGCUCAUUGCGCUGGCUGAUGCCGGGUUCCUUAGAUUCAGAGAGCCGUGCGUGCCAGAGUGCCAUGCGUCGCAGCAGGACUGUGCUCGCUGCACCGCCAGCUCUUCCCUUUUCAACUCCUCCGCCACCAGUACUGCCUCGCUUCCCCCUGACACCUGCCCGCCCUGCAGCUUCGCCUCCCGUGGCUGUCGCCCUCCCCCCCACUGGGCCCUGCGCCAGGUCUCGCCAGGGACAGGGGGGGCAGCAGGGGCGAAGGGGAAGCAGCAGGGGCAGCAGAGGGGGGAGGGGCGGAUGGCAGGGGUGGGGUUUGUUGGGCGUGGUGUGGGGCAAGGGGGUACUGUUGCUGCUGCUGGUGCAGCUGCUGGUGGUGGCUCUGUGUCUCGUGCUGCCACUACUGCUGCUGCUGGGGCUGCCACGGUUUCAUCAUCUGCUGCUGCUGCUGUUGCGCUUCACACACCGAUUCACACUGGUGAUGUUGCUGGCAGGGCUGGCAGUGCCGGCAGUGCUGGCGGUGCCGGUAGUGUUGCCAUUGGGGCCGUGGCAGCGACAAGUGGAGCAAACACCACAGCCGUUCCAGCUGUUGCCACCUCUGCUGCUGCCACCGCCGCCGGUGAUGCUGCUGCUGCUAAUGCCGCUGGUGCUGGUAACGCUGCUGGUACUGUUGCUGCUAAUGCCGCUGGCGCUGGUGCUGCUGCUGACGCUGGUGGCAGGCUGGAAGCGGCAAGUGAAGCAGAUGACGAGGGGCAGAUGGAGGAGAGGGAGUGGGACGCCAUGCAUGUUGAUGUGACCAAGCGGGAGCGGCUGUGGCCCGACUUCCCCACGGACUCAAAUGACACUGAGAUCAGCUUCACAGAGCCGUGGAAACACAAGGACAAGAAGAAGACGAAAAAGAAGAAGAAGCAGGCGCAGGGGAAGACGGAUGGGAAGACGGAUGGGAAGACGGAGGGGAGGACGGAAGGGAAGACAGAAGGGAAGGAGGAAAAAGGUGGAGAGAAGGAAGGUGCAAUAGAAGAGGGGAAGUAUGGAGGCAAAGGAGAGGUGGAGGGCGGGGGUAAGGAGAAGGAGGAGGGGAGUUUGGCUGGGAUGAAGGAAGGUGGUGGGACAGGUGCAUUGGGGAAGGAAUCAGGGGAGCAGGGCAAGGUGGGAGGGGACAGGCAACCAGAGCGCACGGGUGUGCGACGAGAGGAUGGCGUUGAGAUUAAGAAUGAAGCCAACUCAUUUGCUGCUGCUGUUCGCUUUGAGGGGCAAGGGGGUGGGGAUGGAGGAGAGGGCAGAGGCAAGGUGAUGGCAGCAGUGGCAGGAACGCAGCAGAGAAGUAAAGCAGUCGCUGGUUUGGAUGCAGCAUCAGGUGGUUCGGGUGCGGCAUCAGGUGGUUCGGGUGCGGCAUCAGGUGGUUCGGGUGCGGCAUCAGGUGGUUCGGGUGCAGCAUCAGGUGGUUCGGGUGCAGCAUCAGGUGGUUUGGGUGCAGCAUCAGGUGGUUCGGGUGCAGCAUCAGGUGGUUCGGGUGCAGCAUCAGGUGGUUCGGGUGCAGCAUCAGGUGGUUCGGGUGCAGCAUCAGGUGGUUCGGGUGCAACAUCAGGUGGUUCGGGUGCAGCAUCAGGUGGUUCGGGUGCAGCAUCAGGUGGUUCGGGUGCAGCAUCAGGUGGUUCGGGUGCAGCAUCAGGUGGUUCGGGUGCAGCAUCAGGUGGUUCGGGUUCAGCAUCAAGUGGUUCGGGUGCAGCAUCAGGUGGUUCGGGUGAGCACAGAGUGGGAAUAUCAGCAGCAACUGCAGGAAGGGGAACAGUGGCUGGUGGUUCAGGAGUGAAGAAGCAGGGUGCAGCGGUGGCAGGAGGAAGCACAGGGGGGCAGUCAGGGAAGGGCAAGACUGUGCCAGGUGAGCAUGGUGAUAUUCAAAGGAAUGCCAGCCGCACUGCAGGUGCAGGGAAGGAGGUGGUGGUGGCAGUACCAGCUAAGCAGGGAGGGGGCGGGGCUCAAGGGGAUAUGGGGGCCAAGGGGCACGUGAGCAGUGGCAAGGGGGGCAAGAGGGCAGAGGUGGUGGGUAGCAAGCAGGCAGCAGGUGGCAGAGGAAAGGCUGGAGCUGCUUCAGGCAGUGCAGUGGCAGCAAGCAAGGGUGCUGCUCUGACUCCUAAAGUCAGCAGUCCUGCAGUGCGUAGCAUCACAGGCACAGCAGCAGCAGCAGCAGCAGCAGGCAGCAAGACAGCAGCAAGAGUAACAGGUGGUAAAGCAGCAACGGGGCAGGGGAUGAAGGUAGCUGGGAAGGAAGGGCAAUCAGGGAGAGUUGAAGGUGGGAAAGCAGCUGCGGCUGACAGUGGCAGUGCACAGGGGAGACAGGCUGCAGAGGCGUCAGCAACAGCCCACAAGGCGGGAUCUAGUGUUGAGAUGUCCGCUGCAAGCAGUAAAGUGAAGGCAGUGGGUGGUGCAGCAAAAAUUGCUGCUAGUGCAACAGCAGGGAAAGGUGUAGCCCAGGGCAAAGGUGGGAGAGAGGGCCCUGUAAGAGGUGGGAAAAACGUGAAAGUAGGUGGGAAGGAAGAAACCAUGGAGACCAGUGGGCGCAAAGACCAAGUACCACAGCACCAGCAGCCGCACAAGGCGACGCAGCAAGAGGUGCAGAAGGGCCAGGACAAAGGAAGCAUGGCAGAUUCUGGGCUGAAGCAACAAAGUGCUGCUGGCGGUGUAGAAGGUACUGGGAAAAGCCAGCUGCCUGCACAUGGCAGCAGGUCAGGGAUAGCGAGUGUUAAUGCUUCGGGAAGAGAAAGCCCUGAAGCGACGGUGCAACAGAAUCCUCUAGAUGCCAAAACGAGUAGACCAGUAGGGAAGGGGGUGGUUGCCAGUAGAGGUACUACCAAUGCCAAAACAAAGGCCAAAGGCUGAUUGAUUUAAUGAGUAUUCUUUUUCUAUAGUACACCUAGAAUGUAUGCUU
This is a messenger RNA of Closterium sp. NIES-67, 4752 nucleotides long. The record is from the annotation of a GenBank genome assembly. Lineage: Eukaryota; Viridiplantae; Streptophyta; Zygnematophyceae; Desmidiales; Closteriaceae.